AUGUCUAUUCCCAAGCGGAUCAUCAUCUGUUGUGAUGGCUCGUGGCAGUCUGCCGUUUUGGGCGAGAAGCACACUGCUUCAAACGUGACCCGACUGGCCCGCAGCCUGAAGCGCACCGACGUCAGAAAUGGCAAGACGUGGCAGCAGGUUGUCUGGUACGACAGCGGUGUUGCCACGACAUCCAACUGGAUCGGGAAUAUGACGGAGGGUUUCAUCGGCGCAGGCAUGGAAGGAAACAUCAUCGAGGCCUACAACUUUGUUGUGCUCAACUGGUCUCCGGGCGACCAAAUCUACUGUUUCGGCUUCUCGCGAGGCGCUUACACGGCGCGGUCCAUUGCCGGGUUGAUCUCGGAUAUUGGCAUCUGCGAGCCCAGCAAACUGCACGAGUUCCAUGAGAUCUGGGAGCUCUACAAGAAGAACUACAAGGGCGAGAGGUUCCAUGGAAGCGACGCAUGGUUCGACUAUCUCGACGGUGUGCCGGAAGACGACCAGAACCAAACCGCCGCCUACGGGACAGAGGACUUUGGCUGGAAGAACCCCCCUCGUGGGGAAUGGGCCAGGACACCCGAGUCUAGAGAGAUUGAAGUCGUCGGCGUAUAUGAAACCGUCGGCGCCCUGGGCAUUCCUGAGAUGCGCGGGGUCAAGUUUGGAUGGGGCCCAGACAAGCAUGGAUUCCACAACGUGAAGCUAAACCCGAAUGUCAGGCAUGCGUUCCAAGCGCUGGCGAUGGAUGAGCACCGCGGACCAUUCACGCCGUCGCUGUGGCACUUGCCGGAGCUGAAGGAGAAGGAGACGACAGUCGAGGAUCUGGAGAUGCAGCAGAAGCGAGUUGAUGAAGCAGACCAGGCUUGGCGUUCCAAGGCUUAUGAUGUGACGAUUCCUCUCCAAGAGAGACAGAAUCUCAAGAAGGCCUACAAUAAGGCCCGCCGAGAGAUGUAUCAGCUGGAAGAGGAUCUCAAAAAACGAUCUGAGCUUCUUCAAGUCUGGUUCCCAGGCGUGCACAUCAACAUUGGUGGUGGCUCAACCAACACGCUGGAGAACAGGGGAGAUUUGGAAGAAACCUCCAACAUCACAUUCGCCUGGAUGCUCGACCAAAUCAGCCCCUACAUCGCCAUCGACGAGCAGACAAUCCGCAAGGAGUCAGAGGCUCGCCAGAAGCACAUUAAUGACCUCAACAAAGAGGAGAAGAAGUACAGAGAGAAACUCGCCAAGGAAGACGAAGAGGCUGCCAAGUUGAGCUGGGCUCAAUGGGCCGGUCGCGCACUCGUGCACACCGCGUCGGCUGCUGCAAACACCGCCAUGCAUCCCUUGACCAAGUCCAAGAAGCCCAACACGCUCCGCCGAGACUUUGGCUGGGGCACUGGCACCAUCAUCGACAGCUACGGCAUGCUGUCUGGGCUGAACGGCUCUAAGUUCCGUACUCCCGGAGGCUACACGACUGCCGCCGCGCCAGGAGAGACCAACGAGCAAGUCCAUCCUACAGUCGGAUACCGUCAUAGCAUGUUUGAAAAGCUGAAGCCGGAGUUGCAGUAUCACCCUGCUGGCUUGAAGGAUAGCGAAUUCAACAGGCAGAAGACUGAGGUGGGCUGGGAGUAUGUGCUUGGUAAGACUACGCUGCCAGAGUACAAGAUGAAGCCCAACGUCGAGGGUGCUCACCCGACCUUUGAGAGGUUUAAUCUUUCGCUGGCGUGGGAGAAGACGAAGACGUAUAUACAGACUCUUGAUAGCGAGAACGGGUAUCCUGUGGAGGACAUGUAG
Molecule: messenger RNA, 1758 nt
Organism: Ilyonectria robusta
Lineage: Eukaryota; Fungi; Ascomycota; Sordariomycetes; Hypocreales; Nectriaceae
Exons: 3
Coding region: 1-1758 (585 amino acids)
Source: RefSeq, a predicted model, not a curated record